AUGGCUCCCGUAUCGAUUCCGAAAUCUUGCUCUGUACUUAUUGUAGGCGGCGGUCCCGGUGGCUCCUAUGCGGCAUCUGCUCUAGCUCGUGAAGGGGUUGAUAUUGUGAUCAUGGAAGCAGAACACUUCCCACGAUACCACAUCGGCGAGUCUAUGCUGGCGUCCAUCAGACACUUCUUGCGCUUCAUCAAUUUGGAGAAGACGUUCGAUGCGUAUGGUUUCAGUAGAAAGAACGGUGCGGCUUUCAAGUUGAACAACAAGCGAGCAGGGUACACUGACUUUCUUGCUGCCAAUGGACCCAACGGGUACUCAUGGAAUGUCAUCCGGUCCGAGUCAGACAAACUGAUGUUGGAUCAUGCUGAGAAGGAGGGUGCGCUUGCUUUCCAUGGAACGAAGGUUGAUUCGGUAGAAUUUGAGUCUGUUGAUAACUUCCACAACGAUAACUUCCACAGUGACAAUCUCCACGCUACUAAUGGAGUUGCCAACCCGGGACGCGCUAUCUCAGCAGCCUGGUCGCGCAAAGAAGACGGAACCAGUGGUACAAUAAAAUUCGAUUUUCUCAUUGAUGCGAGUGGUCGCAAUGGUCUCCUAUCAACCAAGUAUUUGAAAAACCGCAAGUUCAACCAGGCUCUAAAGAAUCAAGCCAAUUGGGGUUAUUGGAGAGGCGCGAAAACUUACGCACCAGGCACUCCACAACGAGGUUCGCCGUUUUUUGAGGCGCUGAAAGAUCAAAGUGGAUGGUGCUGGGCCAUUCCACUGCACGAUGGCACGUUGUCUGUUGGUGUUGUCAUGCGUCACGAUCUAUCUCUUGAGCGCAAAAUCGCGCUUGGCUCACCAGGGACGAUUGAGUUUUACAAGCAUUGCUUGAUGCUGGCACCAGAAAUCCACGAGAGACUAGCACAAGCUGUUCUCGUCUCCGAUGUCAAGGCAGCUUCGGACUGGUCUUAUAGUGCCUCGGCUUAUGCUGGGCCAAACUUUCGGUUGGUCGGUGAUGCUGGGUGCUUCAUCGAUCCAUAUUUCAGUUCCGGUGUACACCUUGCGUUGUCGAGUGCGCUUUCUGCUGCUAUGACAGUACAGGCUGUACGCAGAGGGGAAGCUAGCGAAUAUGAAGGAGCCAAAUGGCAUUCAGCCAAGACAGCAGAGGGCUACUCCAGGUUUUUGCUAGUUGUUAUGACAGCCUUGAAGCAAAUCCGCAAGGGGGAAGAACCUGUUCUUAGUGAUUUUGAUGAAGAUGGCUUUGACAGGGCCUUUUCUUUCUUCAAGCCGAUUAUCCAAGGCCAUGCUGACGCCGAUGUGAGCGGUAGGCUCACACAAGAUUUGGUCUCCAAAUCGGUCGAUUUCUGCUUCAAUGCCUUUGUCGAAGUAUCUCCAGAAGCUCGUCAGGCUGUUCUGGAUAAGCUCGAAAGAGUCAAAUCUGACCAUAAUAUCGAGACUAAAGAAGACCUCGAGAAGUUGACCGAAGGAGAGCUGUCAACUCUGCGGACUAUUCGUGCCCGUCAGAUGAUGCGCAGCGAAGAUGCAAUGAACAUCAAUACCUUUGCAACCGAUAUCAUCGAGGGCUUCGUGCCUCGAUUGGUAACUGGACACCUGGGUCUUGACAAAGUCACAGCUAAUAGCCGAAUCACAGCUCCACUAGAUACUGAGACUUUGUUUGAGAAAGGUCUUUCGGGUCAUGCGGCUUUGCUGGAGGAUCUGACAUCUUAG
Messenger RNA from Penicillium malachiteum, 1704 nucleotides. Its product is annotated as NAD(P)/FAD-dependent oxidoreductase. The transcript is spliced from 3 exons. The record is from RefSeq and is a predicted model, not a curated record. Bases 1 to 1704 code for a protein of 567 amino acids. Gene Ontology annotation, molecular function: monooxygenase activity. NCBI's taxonomy places the organism in Eukaryota, Fungi, Ascomycota, Eurotiomycetes, Eurotiales, Aspergillaceae.